Molecule: messenger RNA, 4644 nt
Organism: Alligator mississippiensis (American alligator)
Lineage: Eukaryota; Metazoa; Chordata; Crocodylia; Alligatoridae
Product: zinc finger protein 11
Exons: 6
Coding region: 238-3237 (999 amino acids)
Biological process (GO): regulation of transcription by RNA polymerase II
Molecular function (GO): RNA polymerase II cis-regulatory region sequence-specific DNA binding; DNA-binding transcription factor activity
Source: RefSeq, a predicted model, not a curated record
GGGUCAGAUGCUGCAGCAGCUGAGAGCUAGGGGCUGAGCUGCUGCUGCAUUGCUGAGCAGGGGCUGUGCUGGGAGAGACCUUCAUCAAAGCCCCUCGGUGCCCAGCCCAGGGUGGGGCAAACUCCAGUGUCUGGAGCCAGCUCUCUGGGGCAGCCCCGGACAGCUCCUCAGCCAGAUUCCAGGAGUUCCAGUGCUCAAGGCUGAAGUUACCUCCUUGCUGAAAGCAGAGGAAGAGCCAUGGGUCCUGGGUCCUCAGGGGUCCAAGGAACAGAGAGUCCAAGAAGCAUCAUUGUAGCAGGUGACAGGGCCGUGAGUGAGACUAAGGAGGAUAAUCAUCAGCUGAAGGAUUUUGAGUAUGUGGAACCACCUGGGACAGUACUCAGAAGAGCUGAAAGGGGCGCUGCCCAGAGGCCUGAGCAGAGAGAAGCUUGUGGGUCUCAGAUGCUAAGUGGGGCACCCCCCAGCAAGAGAGGCAGCAGGUCUUCUGCUCAAGGGGGACAAGGAGUGAAUAACCCUGAAGCACUCACCCUGCAGAAGAACCCCAGUGAAAUGAGAUCAAACCUGUGCAGUGAGUGUGGGAAAAGCUUCCUCUGGAGAUCAAGGCUGAUCGCCCAUCAGCGGUUCCACACCGGAGAGAAACCCUACAAGUGUCAUGACUGUGGGCAGAGCUUCAACAAGAGCUCUGCCCUGACCGUGCAUCAGAGGAUCCACACAGGCGAGAAGCCUUUCAAGUGCCCUGACUGUGGGAAGAGCUUUAAUCGGAGUUCAAACCUCAUCCAGCAUCAGAGGAUCCAUGUGGAGGAGAAGCCCUACAAGUGUCAGGACUGUGAGAAAAGCUUUAAUGACAGCCGGCACCUUGUCCGGCACCAGAGAUCCCACUCUGGAGACAAGCCAUACCAGUGUACGGACUGUGGGAAGAGCUUCAGUCAGAAAUCGGAUCUCAGCAGACACCGAGGAACCCACCUAGGGGAGAAACCUUUUAAAUGUGCUGACUGUGAGAAGAGCUUCAGCCAGAGCUCUGAUCUCAUCCGACACCAGAAAACCCAUGCAGGAGAGAAGGCCUACCAGUGCCUAGAAUGUGGGAAAAUCUUCAGCCGGAGCUUGAACCUCAUCACCCACCAGAGAAUCCACAUGGGAGACAAACCCUAUCGCUGUCCCAACUGUGGGAAGACCUUCAGUCAGGAAAUAGAUCUCAUGAGACACAGAGGAACCCACCUUGGUGAGAAACCAUUCAAGUGCACUGACUGCGAGAAGAGCUUCGGCCAGAGCUCCGAUCUCAUCCGACACCAGAGAACCCACUCAGGAGAAAAGCCCUACCAGUGCCCCGACUGUGGGAAAAUCUUCAGCCAGAGCUCAAACCUCACCACCCACCAGCGCAUCCAUACAGCGGACAAGCCCUACCCGUGCCUUGAUUGUGGGAAGAGCUUCAGUCAGAAAUCUGAUCUCAUCCGGCACCAGCUCAGCCAUUCACAAGAGAAGCCCUACAAGUGCCCUGACUGUGGGAAGAGCUUCAGCCGGAGCUCAAACCUCACCACCCACCAGAGAAUCCACACGGGAGACAAACCCUACCACUGUGCUAACUGCGGGAAGAGCUUUGCAUACAACUCAGUUCUCAUUAGACACCAGAGAAUUCAUCUAGGGGAUAAGCCAUACAAGUGUGACGAGUGUGGGAAGAGAUUCAGCCGCAGUCUGAACCUGGUGAUUCACCAGCGUGUGCACACGGGGGAGAGACCCUACAAGUGCCCCGACUGCACCAAGUGCUUCAAGAACAGCUCGGGCUUCCUGCGCCACCAGCUGGCUCACACAGGGGACAAGCCCUUCAUCUGCCCUGACUGUGGGAAGAGCUUCAACCGGAGCUCCACACUUAUCACACACCAGCGCACGCACACGGGGCAGCAGCCCUACAAAUGCGCGCGCUGUGGAAAGGCCUUCAGCCAGAGCUCCAACCUGAUCCGGCACCAGCGCACCCACGGUGGGGAGAAGCCCUACCCCUGCCCCGACUGUGGGAAGAGCUUCAGCCAGAGCUCCAACCUCAUGACCCACCAGCGCAUCCACACAGGUGAGCGCCCCUACAAGUGCCCCGAGUGCGGCAAGGGGUUCAUCCAGAUUGCCAGCCUCGUCUCACAUGAACGUACCCACCUGGAAGGGCGACCCUAUGCCUGCCCUGACUGCGGGAAGCGCUUCCGCUACAGCUCCAGCCUGGCCUCCCACCAGCGCACCCACACGGACGAGAACCCCUACAAGUGCCCCGACUGCGGGAAGAGCUUCCCACAGAGCUCCAACCUGAGUCGGCAUCAGCGCAUCCACACAGGCGAGAAGCCCUAUGUGUGCCCCGACUGUGGGAAGGGCUUCAUCCAGAACAUAGACACUGCUCACCAGAGAAUCAUCAGUGAAGAGAGACCAACCAUAUGUGAGGAGUGUGGUAGAAGCUUCAGCCGCACCUCAAACCUCAUUGUGCACCAAAGACUCCAUGCUGGAGAGAAACCCUAUAAAUGUCUUGACUGUGGGAAGACCUUCAGCCGGAGCUCUCACCUGAUCACCCACCAGAGACUGCACACCGGGGAGAAGCCCUACAAGUGCUCCGACUGCGGGAAGAGCUUCAGUGACAGCUCCACCCUCAUCACCCACCAGAGACUCCACACGGGAGAGAAGCCCUACAAGUGCCCCGACUGCGGGAAGGGCUUCAACCAGAGCUCCAACCUCACUUCCCACCAGAGGACACACACAGGAGAGAGACCCUAUAAAUGCCCCGAGUGUGGGAAGAGCUUCAGCGUGAGCUCCUACCUCAUCCGGCACCAGAAAAUCCACACAGGGGAGAGACCCUACAAGUGUGAGGAGUGUGAGAAGAGCUUCAGUCAGAGCUCAAGCCUUAUUAAUCACCAGCGAGUGCACACGGGGGAGAAACCCUACAAGUGCAUUGACUGCAACAAAUGGUUCAGGAACAGCUCGGACUUGAUUAGACACCAGAGGACCCACACGGGCGAGAGACCCUACCGAUGCCCUGACUGUGGGAAGAGCUUCAACCGCAACUCGAACCUCAUGACUCACCAACGGACUCACACAGGGGAGAAACCAUACGAGUGCCCUGUGUGUGGAAGGAGCUUCACAGUGAGCUCAGCCUUGAUUAAGCACCAGAGGACACACCGGGAGGGGCAGCCUUAUAAGUGUCCGGACUGUGGCAAGAGCUUCAUCCGCUGCUCGAAUUUUAUUACACACCGGAGAAUCCACUUGGGCUAGGCGUCGCCAGCCACGCCAGGUUUCCCUGCUCUGCUUGCCCCAGCUCAGUAGGGCCUGUUGGGAGACUGGAGUUGCAGUGUGGGGUCUGGCAGGCUCUGUGGAAACUGCUGGUUCGCGGGGGCCUGGGAAUUUGAAGAACAGGUUUUGACACACAGAGGAAUAGAGAGGGUAAAAUCACCUUGUUUUAGAUUUCAAGAACUUUGGUAAAUUUAGCCCCAUAAUUCUCCCUUACAGCAUUAGACGGGAUGGGUCACAAUGAUUUGUCUCUUACCUGGGAAUUCUUGUGUGCUCAUGAUGUGAACAUCUGUAAUGGAUGGAUUGCAUUAAUAAGCCUGUUUGUGGGUUAUAGCAAGGAUUUACUAAGCUAUAGAGACUACAGAAAUAAACUCCAUCUUGGAGAAACUAUACGCGACAAUAAGGGCAUUUGAGGUAGAUAUCUUGGAUAAAAGUGUUCCCUAGAGAAUUUACUGACAUACAUUUCACCUAAGUAACAGACUUCUGAACAUGCCUGUUCUCUAGCCUAGUGACAGCAUGGUCAUGCUAAAUGAAAUAUUUGUUGGACAGUGUGUCCCCCAGUUACUGAAAGCAUGUAAAUGAUUUUAAAAUAUAUUGCGCCUUUGUAUAUCACUAGCCAGCCUCACCUUGCCUAUCCAGAAUUAAAAUUCAGUUAAUAAACAUCAACCAAGUGCACUCUGUCUGGGGAAUUUUAGAUUAGUUCAACACAAAGCUGCCUUAACAGAAAACAGUAUUUGUAAACCCCCAAAGGGUAGCUAAGGCCUAAAGCAAUUAUAAUCUAGACUAUAGUGUCACUCAAGGCUCUAUAACUUGCUAGAACUAAGAUAUUCAUAUAAGUCAUUGUUUUAACUUCCAGCACUAUUUUAACACUUGGUGAGAGUAACACAGAAAACUAAGACUGUGAUGAUGUAUGGUGAUGCUUCCAUUUGAAUUACCGUGGAAAUGAUACUUUACCUGUGUCGACAUGUUAAUGUGACAUUUGUGUGAGAAAGGCUUGGCUCUGCACUAACAUCAUCCUCUCAGAGGGCAAAUUGAAAGUGAAUUGGCAUUUUGGAAAUUAGGCAGCUGUUUCUAUCUUUUAAGGGUGCUUGAUCUCAGAGCUGUUACUGACAGGCCUCUAAUUUUUUAUCUGUUACAAAAUGUGAUUGGUAAAUUGAGACAGACCUGUGCUAAGGCUUAAUCGCAGUACCAAAAAUCAGCUCCCCUGAAGUAUAACAACUUUACUACAGAUCAGUAAGACUUGGAUGUCAAGUGGCUUGAUUUAUUACUUCUUGGUAUAUUGUUUUUAACUCCCUAUGUUAAAUUGAUUCAUUUAAAUUGUGUGAGCUUUAUUCAUUUUCAAAUUCUGUUUUGAUUAAUAAACCUUAUACUAUAAUAAAUGUAGUUUUGGUA